Molecule: messenger RNA, 2168 nt
Organism: Panthera uncia (snow leopard)
Lineage: Eukaryota; Metazoa; Chordata; Mammalia; Carnivora; Felidae
Gene: MRTO4
Product: MRT4 homolog, ribosome maturation factor
Exons: 8
Coding region: 169-885 (238 amino acids)
Biological process (GO): nuclear-transcribed mRNA catabolic process; rRNA processing; ribosomal large subunit assembly
Cellular component (GO): preribosome, large subunit precursor; nucleolus
Molecular function (GO): RNA binding
Source: RefSeq, a predicted model, not a curated record
GGUGCGCUUAAAGUCGCCCUAGAGAAGUCUGGGUGGAAAGAGGCGGGCUGUGGGGCAGAUUGGGUCAGGCACGCGCGAGGGCAGCCCCGGAGGGCCGUCCCAGAGGCCCCCGCGCCACCCGGGUCCUAACAGGCAGCACCGCUUUCCGACACAUGUGCGUGCAGCGCGAUGCCCAAAUCCAAGCGCGACAAGAAAGUUUCCUUAACCAAAACUGCCAAGAAAGGCUUAGAACUGAAACAGAACCUGAUAGAAGAGCUUCGGAAAUGUGUGGACACAUACAAGUACCUUUUCAUCUUCUCCGUGGCCAACAUGAGGAACAGCAAGCUGAAGGACAUCCGGAACGCCUGGAAGCACAGCCGGAUGUUCUUUGGCAAAAACAAAGUGAUGAUGGUGGCUUUGGGUCGGAGCCCAGCUGACGAGUACAAGGACAACCUGCAUCAGGUCAGCAAGAAGUUGAGGGGUGAGGUCGGUCUCCUUUUCACCAACCGCACCAAGGAGGAAGUGAAUGAGUGGUUCACGAAAUACACAGAAAUGGACUUCGCUCGAGCUGGAAACAAAGCAACUUUCACCGUGACCCUGGACCCGGGACCCCUGGAGCAGUUCCCCCACUCCAUGGAGCCACAGCUGAGGCAGCUGGGCCUGCCCACUGCCCUCAAGAGAGGUGUGGUGACCCUGCUGUCUGACUACGAGGUGUGCAAGGAGGGCGACGUGCUGACCCCAGAGCAGGCCCGCGUGCUGAAGCUUUUUGGAUAUGAGAUGGCUGAAUUCAAGGUCACCAUCAAAUACAUGUGGGACGCACAGUCUGGAAGGUUUCAGCCAAUGGGAGAGGACUUGCCUGAGAGUGCGCCCGAGUCAGCAGAAGAAUCAGAGGGUGAAGACGACUGACAGGCGCUUGGGGCCAGGACACGUGGGACUGCCGCCCCAUUGGGGGAGCAGCAGGGAGCGCAAGACGGAUAGACUGCUUUUCUAUAAGGUGUAAAACUAUCUGCAGGAUGGCUCCCUGUGGACAACAAAGAGGAAUUUUCCUAGAAAAAAGACCUUGGCUUGGGCUUUGGUUUGGAUUCCCAGGAUGCCUUUCCUUUUCCGCGAGCCAGUUUCCCACGCUGGCUCCUGCGUGACGGCUGGGGUGGGAGAGCCGCCACCUGCACUGGCAGUUCGCUCCUCUGGCCUCUGUGUCCCCCUACUGGACACGGGGUUUGCCAAGGAAUACGGGAGCCCUGGCCGCCCUUCCUUCCGCUUUCUUCCCCUCCUCCCAAACCAGGGCCGGGAGUCUUAUAGAGAAGGAGGGACACUUUCACUAAGACCAGAGUAAAGCCACUGCUGAAACCCAGAGCAGAUAUUAAAACUGCUCAACAGCACACCGGGACCUCUUAUUCUUGGUAGUGACUCCAGCGGUAGGUUUUUACCUAAAUUGUUCUUGGUGGCGAGUAUCCCGCGAAGGAUCUCUGAGUGACAGGAAAUCUUCGGGAUGUGUGGCCCUCUUUCUCUUUUGUGUGUAGCAGCAUGAGUGCCAUCUCCAGCCGCAGUGUCGAGAGAUCAGGCUGGAUUCGGGACAGGAGGCUGGGAAGCCUAAUCCGUGCUCCUGCCCUCUCUCCCACAAGCCCUCGGGAAGGACAGGAACCAGGCUGCAGGCAGCAGAGGAAACAGAUUCAAGGUUCGCUCCCAGGCUGGGCAGCCAGGUCUAGCACCUGCUUUGUCCAAGCAGGAAGUGGCCGAGUGGACCACAGCCCCAGCCCUUUCAUGUGAAGGCAGCUGGGGAAUAGAGGAAAUAAACAGCUUGUGAACUGGGACUGGGGAGAGAAAACAGGCUCACUAAAGCCGUUUAAGGCCCAGGGUGAAAGUGAAAGACGAGGGCCUCUGCCACCUCAAGCCAGCACUGGCCCUAGCAGAAGUCAUCGGGAUGUUGGUGGCAGCCAGGUGCCAGGCUGCAUGACAGGGGGCUACAGGGGCCCUUCCUCAGUCGCCAGGUUCUGUGCCAGCUGCUCCAGGCUGGACAUGCCCAGGAUGACUGCACCCCCCGUGAGCACCUUGCAAGGGGAGACAGCCACAUGGGAACCGUUAAUGCACCAUAGCAACCAGCCCUGCCCCGCCCCUGCUGAGACCUGGCGUCAGAUUCUGCCUACAUCCUAUUUUAUUCCAGAAACAAUUUAUGUCUUGAAAGCCUUGCC